Agelaius phoeniceus (red-winged blackbird) is the source of this 1460-nucleotide messenger RNA. Its product is annotated as ubiquitin-conjugating enzyme E2 R2. NCBI's taxonomy places the organism in Eukaryota, Metazoa, Chordata, Aves, Passeriformes, Icteridae. The record is from RefSeq and is a predicted model, not a curated record.
AUGGCCCAGCAGCAGAUGAGCAGCUCACAGAAAGCGCUGAUGCUGGAGCUGAAGUCGCUGCAGGAGGAGCCUGUGGAGGGCUUCCGCAUCACCCUGGUCGACGAGUCCGACCUCUACAACUGGGAGGUGGCGAUCUUCGGGCCCCCCAACACCCUCUACGAGGGCGGUUACUUCAAGGCUCACAUUAAAUUUCCUAUUGACUAUCCAUAUUCACCACCUACGUUCAGAUUCCUGACCAAAAUGUGGCACCCCAACAUUUAUGAGAAUGGGGAUGUAUGUAUUUCAAUUCUUCACCCACCUGUAGAUGACCCACAAAGUGGAGAGCUGCCCUCCGAGAGGUGGAACCCUACCCAAAAUGUCAGGACUAUCUUACUGAGUGUAAUCUCUUUGCUUAAUGAGCCCAACACAUUCUCUCCUGCCAACGUGGAUGCAUCAGUCAUGUUCAGGAAAUGGAGGGACAGUAAAGGAAAAGACAAGGAGUAUGCUGAAAUCAUAAGGAAACAGGUUUUGGCUACCAAAGCUGAGGCAGAGAAGGAUGGCGUGAAGGUCCCCACUACACUGGCAGAGUACUGCAUCAAAACUAAAGUGCCUUCCAAUGACAACAGUUCAGAUUUGCUUUAUGACGACUUGUAUGAUGAUGACAUUGAUGACGAAGACGAGGAGGAAGAGGAUGCCGACUGUUACGAUGAUGAUGAUUCUGGCAAUGAGGAGUCGUGACCUGCUCCCUCUAUGCCCCUGUACUGCCCUGUCAACUCAGGCCAGAAGGGAGCAGUGGUAACCUAGCAGGAGUCCAGCAAAAACGUAGUGAUGGGGGGGGGGGUGGGGGGGGAUAAAAAAACCUGUCUCCUGCUGUCUCCUGUUGUAUGGAUCUGUUUGCUCCUUUUUUAUGGACCUCUUAGAGACCCUCCACAGAAUGUCUGAAUUCUUGCAUUCUUAACCCUUUCAUCCUUUCAUCACUGUAUUAUGAUUUCUUUUUUUAAAAGAAAUUCCCUUUUUCACUUCUACAAAAUGCUCACAGUGAAACAGGUUUGCUUGUGUUUAGAUUCUUGAAUUAAAUACAGUCUUGCAUUGAGAUAUUUAAUGUAUUUAAAGCUGGAACAAACCCACUGGAAGACGAAUUUUCAGGAGCUCAAGUACUGCAUUUACUGGGAAGAAAAAAAUCCACACAAAGCAAAUUGCCAGGGUUUAGCUGCUCCAUUUAUAAUAAUAGCGUGUGUACAUUUGUUUAGCCUUGUGGUGGUGGCUUUUCCUUUAUAAGGUGUGGGGUGGAAAGUGUAAAGCUACUGUGUGUUGAGCUUGAUGGGAUGUUACUGAAAGGUACAGGAAUCUGUUUAGCCUGAUCAAAUUAGGAAAUAGCUGGCCCCUGGAUCCCCAGAGGGCACAAUCAGCUUUGUCUCUGAAAAAGGCUUGUGAUAUGAACCCUAAAAUAAACACUUAACACUUCACAUCUGUACAACUGA